CAAAUCAAAACCUAAUAAAACUUUCACCUUUUUCCCAAAGAAGGAACAAGAAAACCCCCAAUUUUUGUCUUUCCGAUUCUUAAUUUGUAUCUGGGGCUAGGGUUUUCUCUAAUUCGUCUUCUUCUUCUUCUUAAUGUUUCUGAAGCUCUAUUUCCUUAGUAUUUCCAUUCUUCAGUAACAAUUUUGAGGUGUAAAAUCGGCUUCAUACUUCGUUUUUGAGGCCGUAAUGGCUUCUGAAAUACAGAUGAGUCCUCAGUUAGAGCAGAUCGAUGGAGAAAUUCGGGACAAUUUUCGAGCUCUCGCAAAUGGCUUUCAAAAGCUGGAUAAAAUUAAAGACCCCAACAGACAAAGUAAACAGUUGGAGGAACUUACCGCCAAAAUGAGGGAAUGUAAGCGGUUGAUUAAAGAAUAUGACCGAGAACUCAAAGACGACAAAGCCAGAUAUUCUCCUGAACUCAAUAAACAACUCAAUGAAAGAAAACAGUCCCUGAUUAAAGAGCUAAAUUCUUAUGUCACCUUGAGAAAGACGUAUACGACUAGCCUUGCUGCUGCUGGCAAUAAAAGAGUUGAACUUUUUGAUGGAGCAGGAAGCAGUGAACCUACAGGCGAGGAAAACAUUCAAGUUGCAUCACCAAUGUCUAAUCAAGAGCUUAUUGAUGCUGGGAAGAGAAGGAUGGAUGAGACUGAUCAGGCUAUUGAACGGUCAAAAGGUAUACAGUUCGUUGUGGAGCAAACAAUGGAAGUUGGAGCUCAAACUGGAGUUGCCUUGAAGGGCCAAACAGAGCAAAUGGGUCGGAUUGUUAAUGAUCUUGAUACGAUUCAGUUCUCUAUCAAAAAGGCAUCUCAGCUAGUGAAAGAGAUCGGAAGAAGGGUUGCGACAGACAAAUGUAUCAUGUUCUUUCUAUUUCUGGUUGUUUGUGGGGUGGUAGCUAUUAUCAUUGUCAAGAUUGUGAAUCCGGGCAACAAAGACAUCAGAGACAUUCCAGGAUUAGCGCCACCAACUCCAGCGAGGAGAUUAUUAUCCUUGCCGGCUAAUUAUUAACUACAGUACUACUACACUGUUGUAGAGUUAAAGAGAUGAGGGCUAAUUAUUAACUACAGUACUACUACACUGUUGUAGAGUUAAAGAGAUGAGGUUCGAGUGAUUCUUGUAUUUACUUCUUUAUUGUUUUUACAAUGUGAGCCAUGGUUUGCGUAUAAACGUUCAAAUAUGCACAGAUAUAUGGUGUUUGGGCAUCUUCCAAUUUUUCUUCUUCACCUCUUUCUUUCUUUCUUUCUGUGUUUGCUAAUGUGAAAAUUUCUUGUCAUCAUUUUCCAGUUGUACGACACUUGUUUCUCGAGAUGU
Messenger RNA from Papaver somniferum (opium poppy), 1345 nucleotides. RefSeq names its product novel plant SNARE 13-like. The record is from RefSeq and is a predicted model, not a curated record. Gene Ontology annotation, biological process: vesicle fusion. The transcript has 10 exons. Gene Ontology annotation, molecular function: SNAP receptor activity; SNARE binding. NCBI's taxonomy places the organism in Eukaryota, Viridiplantae, Streptophyta, Magnoliopsida, Ranunculales, Papaveraceae. Gene Ontology annotation, cellular component: late endosome membrane; ER to Golgi transport vesicle membrane; Golgi apparatus. Bases 227 to 1042 code for a protein of 271 amino acids.